This is a messenger RNA of Glycine soja, 465 nucleotides long. RefSeq lists its product as uncharacterized. The transcript has a single exon. Bases 1 to 465 code for a protein of 154 amino acids. The record is from RefSeq and is a predicted model, not a curated record. Lineage: Eukaryota; Viridiplantae; Streptophyta; Magnoliopsida; Fabales; Fabaceae.
AUGAAGCGCUCUAUUCCAGAAGCGUUUCAUGGCUCUAUUUCUGAGGGUGAAAAUGCAAAGGAAUUUAUUGAUGAAAUUGAACAAUACUUUGCCAAAAUUGAGAAGGCGGAGAUGAGUAACCUUUUGGCUAAACUCAUCUCCAUGAAGUAUAAGGGCAAAAGUAAUAUAAGGGAGUACAUAAUGGAAAUGUCUAACUUGGCAUCUAAACUGAAAGCACUUAAGUUAGAGCUUGGUGAAGACCUGCUCAUGCAUUUAGUUUUGAUCUCACUUCCUGCACACUUUGGGCAAUUCAAAGUGAGUUAUAACACUCAGAAGGACAAAUGGUCCCUUAAUGAGCUUAUGUCUCACUAUGUGCAAGAGGAAGAGAGGCUGCAGAGAGACAGAUCUGAAAGUGUUCAUUUAAGCUCCACCUCUCAAAAUAAGAAAAGAAAGAAAACCAAAGGUGUUGCUGAAGGGUCUUCUUAA